Oryza sativa Japonica Group (Japanese rice) is the source of this 2541-nucleotide messenger RNA. RefSeq names its product ABC transporter G family member 23. Gene Ontology annotation, biological process: transmembrane transport. Lineage: Eukaryota; Viridiplantae; Streptophyta; Magnoliopsida; Poales; Poaceae. Gene Ontology annotation, molecular function: ATP binding; ABC-type transporter activity; ATP hydrolysis activity. Gene Ontology annotation, cellular component: membrane. The record is from RefSeq and is a predicted model, not a curated record.
CUAAUGGUUUUUUCUCCGGCCCCCAAUUUCAUCAUCACCAAUUCACCAAGUAAUUAAUCUUCACACUAAACCGAGUCUUCUUUUUCUCUCUCUCUCUCUCACAAUCUCAGUAGUAAGAGCCAGCCUCUGUUCUAGAAACCGUGCGUGCAUCACAGACAAAGCUGUGCAUGGUGUGUCGUGACGAGCAUGCGUGAGUGCGUUACACGCUCAAGAAAAGUGUGUUAGCUUAGCUUAGCUAGCCAACCAUGCAUAUAUUCGUCACGUUCGUUUCGAGUUGAUCGAUCUUGUGUUUAAUUCCAAGCUCCUCUUGAGCGGCCGUAAUUCUUGAUCGUCGUUCCCAUUUGCUAUAGCUAGCUAGCCAUGGAGGACCUGUCGCUGUCGUCGGAGCUCGACCCGGCGCUCCUCUCGACGUCGACGUCGUCGUCGUCGCCGCCGGACUCCGCCUCGCCGUCCUUCUCCUUCUACCACCCUUCGCCUCCCAACUACACCCUCGCCGUGUCCAACCUCUCAUGCCGGGACCCUCGCCGCGGCUCCGGCGGCGCCGGGUUGCUCUCGUGGUUGUUGGGUUCUUUCUCGACCAGCUCGCCGCCGGCCACCGGCGGCGCGGGCCUCCUGAACAACGUGUCGUUCACGGCCUCCAGCUCGCAGAUCCUGGCCGUCGUCGGCCCCAGCGGCGCCGGCAAGUCGACGCUGCUCCGCAUCCUCUCCGGCCGCGGCACCGGCGGCGAGAUCGCCGCCAGGCCGCACGCGGUGGUGUCCGUCAACGGGCGCGCGGUGACCUCCCGCGCGCGGCUCCGCCGGAUGUGCGGGUUCGUGACGCAGGACGACAACCUCCUCCCGCUGCUCACCGUGCGGGAGACGAUCCUGUUCGCGGCGCGGUUCAGGCUCCGGUCCGCCGUGACGGCGCGGGAGCGCGGCGAGCGGGUGGAGGCGCUGAUGCAGGAGCUGCGUCUGUCGGAGGUGGCGGACAGCUACGUCGGCGGGUGCGGCGGCGCCGGCGGCGCGCCGCGCGGGGUGUCCGGCGGCGAGCGGAAGCGGGUGUCCAUCGCGGUGGACAUCGUGCACGACCCGCCGGUGCUGCUGCUCGACGAGCCGACGUCCGGGCUGGACAGCCGGUCCGCCAUGGACGUGCUGUCGCUGCUCCGCGACGUGGCGCGCGCGCGGCGGCAGGUGGUGGUGCUCAGCAUCCACCAGCCCAGCUACCGCAUGCUCGCCUACAUCUCCUCGAUGCUGCUCCUCUCCCGCGGCGCCGUCGCGCACUUCGGCACGCUCAAGUCGCUGGAGCACUCCCUGUCCCGCCUCGGCCACGAGAUCCCCAUGCAGCUCAACCCGCUCGAGCUCGCCAUGGAGGUCACCGAGCAGCUCGAGGCCGACCACGCCAGGUUCGGCGCCGCGCUCGCCACCACCAUCCAUCAACACCAACACAACAAGGUCAUCGACGACGAGGACGAAAGCAGCGGCGCUGGCGAGCACGAGCACGAGCACGGCUACUACUGCAGCCGCGCGGUGGAGGUGGGGGCGCUGGCGGUGCGCUGCUGGCGCACGAUGCACCGCACCAAGGAGCUCUUCGCGGCGCGCGCGGCGCAGGCGGUGAUCGCCGGGCUGGGGCUCGGCAGCGUCUACUUCCGCAUCCGCCCGGACCCGGAGGGCGUCGCGCUCCGCCUGGGCCUCUUCGCCUUCAGCCUCAGCUUCCUCCUCUCCUCCACCGUGGAGGCCCUCCCGAUCCUCCUCCACGAGCGGCGCGUCCUGAUGCGCGAGGCGUCCCGCCGCGCCUACCGCCUCUCCUCCUACGUGGUGGCCAACGCCCUCGUCUUCGCGCCGUGCCUCCUCGCCGUGUCCCUCCUCUUCUCGGCGCCCGUCUACUUCCUCGCGGGGCUCCGCGCCACGACCCAGGCCUUCGCCUGCUUCGCGCUCGCCGUGUGGCUCAUCGUGCUCAUGGCGAGCUCCCUGGUGCUCUUCCUCAGCGCCGUCUCCCCCGACUUCGUGCUGGGGAACUCGCUGAUCUGCAUGUCGCUGGGCGUGUUCUUCCUCUUCUCCGGCUACUUCAUCCCGAGGGAGAGCAUCCCGAGGUACUGGGCGUUCAUGUACUACGUGUCCAUGUACAGGUACCCGCUGGACCUGCUGCUGAUCAACGAGUACGGCGGCAGCAGCAGCGGCAGGUGCGUGGCGUGGGCGGGAGGCGUGUGCUUGAGGAAGGGGGGUGAUGUGCUGAGGGGGAGAGGGAUCGACGAGGGGAUGAGGUGGGUCAAUGUCGGGGUCAUGCUAGGGUUCUUCGUCUUGUACAGGGUCAUGUGCUGGGCUGUGCUGGUCAGGAGGGCAGCCAAGACCACGCUGUGAUUUUUCACAUAAGUGUGUGUUGUAAGUAGUACUCGUAUAUGGGAAAUGGGACGUGACUACGCGUCGGACGUCCGAUCCACUAGAGAGCUGAGAUAUACUGUUCCUAGCAGUCUUGUUUGUUGAAAUCCAAAGAUGUGUAGCUCCCCUAUUUUCUGUUCACGUGUCCUUAACAUUUUUAAAAAAGGCAAAAUUUGCUAUAGGACA